Messenger RNA from Fraxinus pennsylvanica, 879 nucleotides. Lineage: Eukaryota; Viridiplantae; Streptophyta; Magnoliopsida; Lamiales; Oleaceae. The record is from the annotation of a GenBank genome assembly.
AUGACGAUUCUUGAGAAGAAGAGAGUUCAGAUUCUGCUCUUCAUUGUUGGAGUAAUUGCUCUCAGUAUCACCGCUGAAAAAUGUAGGGAAUUCGUUGGUGAAGAGGCUGCAUCCAAAAGUGGGAAAUUUACUUUCUUGAACUGUUUAGAUGGGGGUUCUGGAACCCUUGCAUGUGUGGUGAAGGAGGGUGUAAAACUCUAUGUUUACAACAUCAGAUCUAUCCAUGUAGAGAGUGCAAGAAACAAGGCAAUUGAGUCUGCCUUGUCUGAUGCAUUAACACAAGGCAUACCUGCCAAAGAUGCAGCCAAACUAGCCCAAAAAGAAGGAGCUAAGGCAGCGAAACUGGCUACUCGGAAAGCUAAGCGCAUCGUAGGUCCCAUCAUUUCUUCGGGAUGGGAUUUUUUUGAAGCUCUUUACUAUGGGGGUACCAUGACUGAAGGGUUCCUUCGGGGCACAGGGACAUUGUUUGGCACCUAUUCUGUAGGUUUCAUCGGAGAGCAAAGGUUUGGUCGCUUUGGUUAUUUGGUUGGAAGUCAUCUGGGCAGUUGGGUUGGUGGACGAAUUGGGCUUAUGUUCUAUGAUGUGGUCAAUGGAGUUGAGUACCUGUUGCAGUUUUUUCAACUGGAUGAACCUAAAGUUUAUGAUGAUGCAACUGAACAAGUUAUUGAAUCUACCGGUUUUGAAACUUCUGAUGUCUCUGAAGAUUCAUUUGACAAUGCAUCAAGUGAACAAGUUUCUGAAUCUAUAGGCUUUGAAACUUCCGAUGUCCCGGAAGAUUCCUACAUAAAUGAAAUGACGGCACAUACUUCUUCUGAUGAGACGAAUGAUUAUGAGAAUCCUGCUUACAAUAGUCCAGAUGACGCUUAUGAAGAAUUUUAG